CAGGAAAUUACACGACGAGAGAAACAGAGAAAAAGUUUGACAGUUUUUGUUCCACUGAAUCGUCUGAAACAAUCAAUAAAUUCAUUGUGAAGUAUUUUGUAGGUGAUAUUCUAGUCAGUAAAGAGGAACAUCAACAGUUCUUGACAGGUGUUCAGUGGACUGUUCAGAUGAUGUCAUGGACUCCACAAAGGAUCUCAGUGGACAGACAGACACAGGGAAGGUCAAGAGGAUACACAAACCCUGCCGAAGUGCUGCGGGGAAUCAGGAUGAUGAGGCCCAUUCAUCAGCGAAGCGUCAAUCGGUGAGACGGUGUGAUGUUCACGAGGACACUGGAGGGGAGCCGAAAGUUUUACGGCGAAAAGUCCUUCAGCUGGCUCGUGCAUAUCAACGGCAAUGUGACAUUCAUGGAGAAUCUCCUGAAUCCAGCUGUGUGUCCAUGAAGAGUGACCGGUCAAUGAAUCAUCCACUUAAAUUCAGUUCAGGAGCCCCUUGUGCUGAUGUGAGUGUCAUUCAUGGAGAAUCUCCUGAAUCCAGCUGUGUGUCCAUGAAGAGUGACGGGUCAAUGGAUCCUCCACUUAGAUUCAGUUCAGGAGCCCCUUGUGCUGAUGUGAGUGUCAUUCAUGGAGAAUCUCCUGAACCCAGCUGUGUGUCCAUGAAGAGUGACCGGUCAAUGAAUCAACCACUUAAAUUCAGUUCAGGAGAGUCUUUGAUCAACUACAGAAACAAACAGGAUGAAUCAGAUUCAACUGCUGGGAAAGUGCCAUUGGACUCCAUUUUUGUGGAACUUGAGCACAAAAUCAUCUCUCUGAUGAAGAAAGAGCUGAAGAGUUUCAAGAGACUACUGAUCUCAGAUUCCCCAGCAUGCUCUGAGAGAGAGGAGGAGGAUGAUGAAGGUCAGAGCAGAGUCAGAGAGGGGUUUCUGAAGAUCACACUGCACGUCCUGAAGAAGAUGAAGCUGACAGACCUCGCUAACACACUUCAAACCAAACUGAUUUCUGUGCAUCAACAAAAACUCAAAACAAAACUAAAAGAGAACUUCCAGAGAAUUACUGAAGGAAUGUCAAAUCAAAGCAGCUCAACACUUGUGAAUGAGAUCUACACAGAGCUGUACAUCACAGAGGGAGGGAGUGCAGAGAUCAAUAAUGAACAUGAGGUGAGACAGAUUGAGACAGCAUCCAGGAGAGCAGAGACACAGGAAACACCAGUCAAAUGCAAUGACAUCUUUAAAGCCUUACCUGGACAAGACAAAGCCAUCAGAACUGUGCUGACUAAAGGAGUUGCUGGAAUUGGAAAAACUGUCUCUGUGCAGAAGUUCAUUGUGGACUGGACUGAAGGAAAAGCAAAUCAGGAUGUUCACUUCAUAUUUCCACUUCCUUUCAGAGAGCUCAAUCUGAUGAAGCACAAAAAUAUCAGUUUGAUGAAUCUUCUUCAUUACAUUUUCACAGAUACAAAAGAACUGAGAUCAACAUUCCUUGAUGACUACAAAGUCAUUUUCAUUUUUGAUGGUCUGGAUGAGUGUCGACUUCCUCUAGAUUUCCAGAACAAUGAUAUUUUGUGUGAUGUGACAGAAUCGGCCUCAGUGGAUGUGCUGCUGACCAACCUCAUCAAGGGGAAUCUGCUUCCUUCUGCUCUGCUCUGGAUCACCUCUCGACCAGCAGCAGCCAAUCAGAUUCCUCCUGAGUGUGUUGACCAGCUCACAGAUGUACGAGGCUUCAAUGACCCUCAGAAGGACGAGUAUUUCAGGAAGAGAAUAAAAGAUGAGCGUCUGGCCAACAGAAUCAUCACACACAUGAAAUCAUCAAGAAGCCUGUACAUCAUGUGUCACAUACCAGUCUUCUGUUGGAUUUCAGCCACUGUUCUCCAGAGACUGUUGAGUGAAGCAGAGAGUGCAGAGAUCCCCAAGACUCUCACUCAAAUGUUCACACACUUCCUGAUCUUUCAGAGCAAACUGAAGAGCCAGAAGUAUGAUGGGAAAUGUGAGGUGGAUCUUCAGCAGGCUAGAAAGAGGAUUCUGUCUCUGGGAAAACUGGCUUUUCAACAGCUGGAAAAAGGGAACCUGAUCUUCUAUGAGGAGGACCUGAGAGAGUGUGGCAUUGAUGUCAGAGAAGCGUCAGUGUACUCCGGAGUUUGUACCCAAAUCUUCAGAGAGGAGUUUGGACUGCACCUGGGGAAGGUGUUCAGCUUUGUGCAUCUGAGCAUUCAGGAGUUUCUCGCUGCUCUGUAUGCUUUUAUUUCCUUUUCUCAACAGAAAUCAGGUCUCUUCAGUAAGUUUAGGUCAUCUAUGAUUGAUCUCCUGAAGAGUGAAGUGGACAAGGCCUUACAGAGUGAGAACGGACACCUGGACCUUUUCAUUCGAUUCCUUCUGGGUCUCUCACUGAAGUCUAAUCAGACAAUCUUACAAAAUCUACUGACACAGACAGUAAGCAGCUCUGACAGCAAACAGGAAAUAGUUGAGUACAUUAAGAUGAAGAUCAGGGAGAAUCCCUCUCCAGAGAAAUCCAUCAAUCUGUUCCACUGUCUGAAUGAACUCCAUGAUCAUUCUCUAGUGCAGGAAGUACAAACAUACAUGAACAGAAGAGAUAUCAAUCGUCUCUCUAGAGUCCGUCUCUCUCCUGCUCUGUGGUCAGCUCUGGUGUUUGUGUUGCUGAACUCAGAAGAAGAGCUGGAUCAGUUUAAUCUGAGGAAAUAUGAUCCAUCACAUGAAUGUCUUCUGAGACUGCUGCCGGUGAUCAAAGCAUCCAGAAAAGCUGAUUUGAUGGGCUGCGAUCUGACAGAGCAAAGUUGUUCAGCACUGGCCUCAGUUCUCAGCUCAAACUCCUCAAGUCUGAGAGAGCUGGAUCUGAGUAAUAAUGACCUGCAGGACUCAGGAGUGAAGCUGCUCUCUGAUGCACUGAAGAGUCCUCACUGUACACUGGAAAUACUGAGAUUUGCAGCUUGUAGAUUCACUGAUCAGUGCUGUGAAAGUUUGUCUUCAGUUCUACAAUCAUCAAAAUCACUUAGAGUGCUGGACCUAAGUAAUAAUGACCUGCAGGAUUCAGGAGUGAAGCUGCUCUCUGAUGCACUGAAGAGUCCUCACUGUACACUGGAAAUACUGAGAUUUGCAACUUGUAGAUUCACUGAUCAGUGCUGUGAAAGUUUGUCUUCAGUUCUACAAUCAUCAAAAUCCCUGACAGAGAUGGACCUGAGUAACAAUGACCUGCAGGAUUCAGGAGUGAAGCUGCUCUCUGAUGCACUGAAGAGUCCUCACUGUACACUGGAAAUACUGAGAUUUGCAGCUUGUAGAUUCACUGGUCAGUGCUUUGAAAGUUUGUCUUCAGUUCUACAAUCAUCAAAAUCACUGAGAGAGCUGGACCUGAGUAACAAUGACCUGCAGGAUUCAGGAGUGAAGCUGCUCUCUAAUGCACUGAAGAGUCCUCACUGUACACUAGAAAUACUGAGAUUAUCUGGCUGUAUGGUGACAGAGGAAGGCUGUUGUUUUGUGGCAUCAGCUCUGAGAUCAAAUCCCUCACGCCUGAAAGAGCUGGAUCUGAGCUACAAUCACCCAGGAGAAUCAGGAGUCAGGCUGCUCUCUGAAAGACUCAACAAUCCAAACUGCACACUGGACAAACUUAAUUUGGAUCAUGGAGGAGAGUUCAGGAUUACAGCAGGACCACGCAAAUAUGUCUGUGAUCUCACACUGGAUUCAAACACAGUACACACUGAACUCAUUCUGUCUGAGGGGAACAGGAAGGUGACACGUGUGAGAGAGCGUCAGUCAUAUCCUGAUCAUCCAGAGAGAUUUGAUGAGUGUCAGGUUCUCUGUAGUGAGAGUCUGACUGGACGCUGUUACUGGGAGACUCAAUGGAGUGGAGAUGCUGCUGAUAUAUCAGUGUCAUAUAAAGAAAUCAGCAGGAAAGGAGUAAGUUAUGACUGUUGGUUUGGAUUCAAUGUAAACUCCUGGAGUCUGAGGUGCUUUAAUAACAGAUUCACUGUCUGUCACAAUAAUAACAGAACUGACAUACGUCCCCCUUCACACGACUGUAAGAGAGUAGGAGUGUAUGUGGACUGUCCGGCCGGCACUCUGUCCUUCUACAGCGUCUCUGACACACACACACUCACACACUUACACACAUUCAUCACCACAUUCACUCGACCCCUCUAUGCUGGAUUUGGAGUUUAUCUUGAUUCCUCAGUGUGUCUGUGUGAAAUGGAUCAUCAGAGACACACACACACACAACUGGAUGAGUGAAAUAUACUCACUGUAUCUCACAUCAACACAACUCCAAACUCUUUCUAGAAAUCAUUUCAUCAAUUAAACUGAUUGAAUUCAAUACAAUGACAGUACUUUGUGUCACUGUGAUGUGAUUGAACUUAUUUACUAUCAGAUUCAAUAAUAAUAAAAAUAAACAGUUUUGAAAUUAUUUUAAAAUCCCAAAUACUUCAAAUGAAUAAAUGAGUCUAUAUAUGAACUCUUUAUUAAACACACGGCACAUUCAGAUACUCAUUGUUUUAUUUAUACUAAAUAAACAUUUACAAAUACAGAAUUCUUGUGAUUUUUCUACAGUAUAUAAAUCUUAAUACUUAACAGACAAUUCUAGAAAAAACAGCUUCACACUUUUGCAUUCAUAAAUGGAUUUAUAAUAACUAAUUACAGGAUCAUUUAAAGUUGGUGUAAAUUUGACAGAUUUUAAGAGUUCACUCAUUGAUAAAAGUAAAAUGCUGUCAUCAUACACACACCCUCAUGUUUUUCUGAACCUUACACUUUUUGUGGUUUCUCUGUUUUUACUAUCAUAAUUAAUCUGUUGUUAAUGCUGAAAUGUUUUUAGUUUUUCACUACAGAAAACAUUAUUUUAUAAUAAAUAAUAUUUUUUCUUAUUUUAAAGUAACAUGGCAGCUUUGUGAGAAACUCACUGACCUCAUGGCAAAUGUUUCAAACUUUUAAAUGUUUUCAUGAAAGAUACAUGAUGGAAAAUUGUCAAUAAAAGCAGUAUGUUGAAGACAAAAACUUGAAAAUGUCAUAUUUGGGACAUAAUAUGAUAGAAAAUAGCAAUAAAUUAAUUGAUUAGGUAUUUUUAUGUUCUUGCUCUUUUUUCACGCAUUAAUAAUUAAUUAUAUUUAAUAAAAUUAAAUCAGAUAUAAAAUAUGAGAUUGUGACAGGCUUUUGGAGAAUUUUCUGUCUGUGAGAAAUGUAGUGUUGUACAUAUUGUUCUGCUCUGUGUACGUGUCUUUUGGGCCUCCCAUGUAUGAUCUGUUGACCCCAGAUGCGGGCUGCAGUACACACGAUAGUGAGUCAAUAUAUUUAGCAACUGCUGACAGUUAUCUCUUUCCCUUUAUCAUGUUCUGCAUACUUAUUUCUGUGAUCUGAUUAAGGUCACACCCGUCCACCGAUGUCAACCGUGAGGCAUCAUGGCUGGAACAUCUGUACAUGGCCUCUUUUCUGUACACCCAUUUUCCCCUUGUUACCGCUCUCCCAUUGGCUGCUUAUUGUCUCAUGAACAUAUAAAUGACAUGUUUGCUCUAAUAAAUAUGAAA
Messenger RNA from Xyrauchen texanus (razorback sucker), 5511 nucleotides. RefSeq names its product NACHT, LRR and PYD domains-containing protein 3-like. Bases 176 to 4228 code for a protein of 1350 amino acids. Lineage: Eukaryota; Metazoa; Chordata; Actinopteri; Cypriniformes; Catostomidae. The record is from RefSeq and is a predicted model, not a curated record. Gene Ontology annotation, molecular function: protein binding. The transcript has 16 exons.